AUGGCUAUCCUGAAAUCUGUUCCUGGCAUUGAAGUCAGUAUCUGUUUUGAUAAUGAGCCGCUGAUCGAAUACAUCGAUCGUAGCGCGAAGGCCGAUCGGAGUACUAUCUUGAAAUAUGUCGAGGUGGUGCCAGAUAAGGAAUUCACGAUCAGAAUUACUACUGAUAAGAGCUAUAAAUGGACUAGUCCGUAUGUUGUUCUGGACAUUAUAGUUGAUGGUGUAGAAAUCAGAACCCUUCCUUACAGCCGCGAGGAGUUCGAACAAGAGUGCCAAGCGUCUUCUUCACACGUUCACAACUGUAUUGGGUCUUACGGGAUCGAAAAUGAACAGGAGGUAGUUGGCCCUUUCAAAUUCUCCAAGUUAUCUGUGUCCCACGUCGAGGAAUUGAGAGACGAAAUUGAGAAUGAUGUGUCGCGCUUCAAGAAGACGGGCGAGGUGAAAGUCGGCCUUUAUCGGGCAAAGUCUGUCAAAAAGCUAUCUGCAACCCAAGCGCGCAAGCAUUGCCCAACCUUUUGGAAGCAGCCCGAGUUGAACGAUGACUUGAUGAAAGAUGUUCAUUGGGACGCAAUCAGUAGACGUUUGGAAAGCCAGUCCCACAUUGCAAACUUGGGACCUGCCAAACCCGCCGGUGAAGAUCCAUGUAUUAGGACGGUGUACGACGCGAAAUAUAUGGAUUUCGAUCGAUCUAGGUCUGUGAAGCCCCAGGGAGUCUUCAAGUUGAGGUAUCGAUCUGAAGAAUCACUCAAGUCCCUUCUGAUCAUCCGCUGGGAUGACGCAGAAAUCAAGGGGGAGCCUAUGAUCAAGAUCGAAAGCGGCGACGAAGACGUGGUCGAAAAAGGGGCCGAAGAUGUGACUGAAUCUGUUGUCAAGCGAGAGCGCGAUGAAGAUCUGGUCGAGUCAUCCAUGCCUGCUAUCAAAAGGGCUCGAUCGAGAAGGAAUAAAACAUAG
Botrytis byssoidea is the source of this 948-nucleotide messenger RNA. RefSeq lists its product as uncharacterized. The record is from RefSeq and is a predicted model, not a curated record. The transcript has 4 exons. Lineage: Eukaryota; Fungi; Ascomycota; Leotiomycetes; Helotiales; Sclerotiniaceae. The coding region runs from base 1 to 948 and encodes 315 amino acids.